AUGCCCUCCCCACCAAAAACCUACCUCAUCCUCGGCGCCACCCGCGGAAUCGGCCUCGAACUAGUGCGUCAAGUCCUCGCUCUCAACCAUCGCGUGAUCGCAACACAACGAAGCCCUUCCGCUUCCCUGAAAGUUCUGAAAGAAAGCUACCCAGAUAGUAUGAGGAUCUUAAAUUGUGAUGUCAGUGAUGAGACUAGCAUCACGGAAUUCGUAAGGAACGUGGGAGCAUUAGCCGAAAAUGGGGAAUUUCUCUCACACGAAGGAGAUAGGAAGGGAUUGAUAAACACCGUAGUAUUCAACGCCGGAAUCCUAACCCACCCAGCCCGAAUCACAGAAUUCUCCUCACAAUUCCUCAUCCACCUCCAAACAAAUACCCUCGGUCCCCUCAGCACAGCCUCAAAACUCCUCGCUCACCCAAGGCUGUGUUUCCAUAAUUUGGUGUUUAUAUCUUCGGAUUCGGGGUCUAUGGGAAGGUGGUUAGAUCAUGAAGAUGGGUUUGCGGCGUAUGGGAUGAGUAAGUGUGCGUUGAAUAUGGGGGUUAGACAUUUAGCUGCUGAACUGGCGAGAAAGAGCAAAGGAGGAGAGGAUGGAAUGGGAGAAGGAGAGGGAGAGGGAGGGGGAAAAAGGGAGGAGAAAGGGGUUCCAGUGGUUAUGGCGGUUCAUCCGGGAGAGGUGAGGACGGAUAUGGCGAGUGCGGUUGAACUGGAUUGGGUUGUGGAGGGACAGAUGGAGGUUGAGGAGAGUGUGAGGGGUGUGCUUGAUGUGGUGGAGAGGAAGGGGUGGGGUGGGGUGGAGGAGAUGGGGAGGGGGGAGGCCGGGUUUUGGGAUUGGAAUGGGGAGGUACAUCCUUGGUGA
Glarea lozoyensis ATCC 20868 is the source of this 855-nucleotide messenger RNA. Its product is annotated as NAD(P)-binding Rossmann-fold containing protein. Gene Ontology annotation, molecular function: oxidoreductase activity, acting on the CH-OH group of donors, NAD or NADP as acceptor. The transcript has 2 exons. The record is from RefSeq and is a predicted model, not a curated record. Lineage: Eukaryota; Fungi; Ascomycota; Leotiomycetes; Helotiales; Helotiaceae. The coding region runs from base 1 to 855 and encodes 284 amino acids.